Messenger RNA from Pseudophryne corroboree (corroboree frog), 1896 nucleotides. RefSeq names its product cyclin dependent kinase 5 (gene CDK5). Gene Ontology annotation, biological process: axonogenesis; protein phosphorylation; synaptic vesicle transport. NCBI's taxonomy places the organism in Eukaryota, Metazoa, Chordata, Amphibia, Anura, Myobatrachidae. The record is from RefSeq and is a predicted model, not a curated record. Gene Ontology annotation, molecular function: cyclin-dependent protein serine/threonine kinase activity; ATP binding. The transcript has 12 exons. Gene Ontology annotation, cellular component: nucleus; cytoplasm. The coding region runs from base 98 to 976 and encodes 292 amino acids.
AGACCCGCCUCUGGGCACGGCUGAUGAGCAAGUGGGCGUGGCGGGGAGGUGUCGCACAUGCGCAGUGUGACCGCGGCCUGACAGCUGUGCCGGCAACAUGCAGAAGUACGAGAAGCUGGAGAAGAUCGGAGAGGGUACCUAUGGAACUGUGUUUAAAGCUAAAAACCGCGAGACCCAUGAGAUUGUGGCUCUGAAGCGCGUGCGACUGGAUGACGAUGAUGAGGGCGUUCCCAGCUCCGCUCUCCGGGAGAUCUGCUUACUGAAAGAGCUGAAACACAAGAACAUCGUUAGGUUACAUGACGUUCUGCACAGUGACAAGAAGCUGACGCUCGUGUUUGAGUACUGCGAUCAGGACCUGAAGAAGUACUUUGACAGCUGUAAUGGGGACUUGGACCCAGAGAUUGUUAAGUCCUUUAUGUACCAGCUGCUGAAAGGUCUGGCCUUCUGCCACAGCCGCAACGUCCUGCACCGAGACCUCAAGCCACAGAAUCUGCUCAUCAACAGGAACGGGGAGUUGAAGCUUGCGGACUUCGGCCUCGCCAGAGCAUUCGGUAUCCCGGUACGCUGUUACUCCGCAGAGGUGGUGACGCUGUGGUAUCGCCCGCCUGAUGUACUAUUUGGUGCCAAACUUUACUCCACUUCCAUAGACAUGUGGUCAGCUGGCUGCAUCUUUGCAGAGCUGGCCAAUGCCGGGAGGCCGCUGUUCCCCGGUAAUGAUGUAGACGACCAACUGAAGCGGAUCUUCCGAUUGCUUGGGACGCCAACAGAAGAGCAGUGGCCAGCUAUGACAAAGUUACCAGACUAUAAGCCGUACCCUAUGUAUCCCGCUACCACGUCUCUGGUGAACGUUGUGCCCAAGCUGAACGCCACCGGCCGGGAUCUGCUACAGAACUUAUUGAAGUGUAACCCAGUGCAGAGGAUUUCAGCAGAAGAGGCGUUGCAGCACCCAUACUUUGCGGACUUCUGCCCCCCAUAAAUCGCUCUAAAAUAUAAAUCCUGAACCCCCCUGCCCACAUGCUCUUUUCCCAUCAUGCCCUUUUCCCAUCAUGCCCAUUCCGCAUAGUUCCAUCACCCACCUCUACUCCCAGAUGUCCGUCCUCGUACAGUAUUAGAGCGGGACUGCAUUUACUACCUGGUGCUGGCUUAGCUUCUCCGUACCCAAUAGUAUGACUCAAUACAUUCCACGCUGCAAGAGUAGCUGCCACUGAAGCAGAGGGUCCUUGGUGGGGGUAGAGCCUGCCACGGAAUCUGGGUUCUCUACAUCAGUGGAGCCUACCAAGGACUUGAGGACCUCUAUACGUGUGGUUACAUACCAUGGACUGAGAGGGGGUGGAGCCUGCCACUGACUGACUACCUCUAUGUGGGUGGAGCCUGCUAUAGCCUGAAGACCUCUGUAGGUGGAACCUGCCACGGACUAAGUCCUUCUGUGAAGGUGAAGCCUGCCACUAAUUGUGGACCUCUGUGGUGGAACCUGCUGUAGACCUCUGUGGGUGGAGCCUGCCACUGACUGAGGGUCUCUGUGUGGGUGGACUUUGCCACAGACUGAGUACAUUUGUGGGUGGAGCAUGCCAUGGACUGAGGAUCUCUGUGUGGGAGGAGCCUGCAACAGAAUCAGGACCUUUGUAGGUGGAGCUUACCAGCGAUGCGAGCAAGAUCAACCAUUCCACUGCUACAAACUUCCAGUUGUUCAGCCUUACUGCAAGAGAAUGACCCCUCGCCCUCCCCACCGAAUUCCCUCCCUAUAAUUUAUUUGGAAAUCAUCUGUAACCUGAACUCAUUAUAUCUCCAUCAUGCUAUUGUAUAUUUUAAUAUGUAUUAUUUUUUUUUAGAUGGUUUGAGUGUAUUGUUUCUUUACCUCUGUAAAUGUAUGUCCCAUAUCAUGAGAAAUUCAGUUUA